AUGCCUGCUACUCAAGGACUUCCAGAGUUCAGCCUAGCGGGAAAGGUAGUGCUGGUAUCGGGCGCUGCUCGAGGACUCGGUCUGACACAAGCCGAAGCGUUGCUGGAGGCUGGCGCACGAGUAUAUGCACUUGACAGACUCGAAGAACCCUCAGCCGACUUUGCGCCAAUUGCCGAGAAAGCAAAGAAAGAAUACGGAACCUCGCUCGAGUACCGCCAAAUAGAUGUUCGGGAUGUGAAGAAGCUCCACGCGAUUGUGGAGGACAUCGCCAACAAGGAAGGCAGGCUGGAUGGGUUGAUCGCUGCUGCCGGUAUUCAACAAGAGACCACUGCGCUGGAGUACACUGCUGAAGAUGCGAACCGCAUGUUCGAGGUCAACAUCACCGGUGUAAUGAUGACUGCGCAAGCAGCUGCGAAACAGAUGAUCAAGUUUGGAAGUGGAGGAAGCAUCGUGCUCAUCGCCAGCAUGUCGGGUACUGUCGCAAACAGGGGUCUCAUCUGCUCAGCAUACAACGCGUCGAAAGCUGGUGUAAUACAACUCGCUCGCAACCUCGCAUCGGAAUGGGGCGAGCACAACAUUCGCGUCAACACAAUAUCGCCAGGGUACAUCGUGACGGCAAUGGUGGAGGAGCUCUUUAAGAAGUACCCAGAGCGAAGAGACACAUGGCCAACGCAGAAUAUGUUGGGUCGUCUGUCGAAGCCGGAGGAAUACCGUGGUGCAGCAGUCUUCCUGUUGAGCGAUGCGAGCCCAUACGACCUACUUGGUAUCCAAGUACCGCUCGACCCUCGCAAUCUAGGCACGCCAAGCGAGUUACGCGACACGAUCCUGCGCGCGCAGCCAAGCGCCGACAAUGAGACGAUAGAGCGCCUCACCGAGAGCUUCUACAACGAGUUCCUCGACCGGUUACUAGUCGUACUCUAUCCAGACCGAGCUCUGUCCCCGUCGCAGGCAGAUGACAUCCGAAUAUGGCUGCAUCAUCGCAACCCAGAUAACGCAGGAGUGGAUCGUGCUGCAGUAGCCCGCGCUGCGGCAAGGCAUGCGCAGAUAUUCCCUCCUGGCGACAAUCCUGCUCUCGAUGACGCUGAGAGCGUCGCAGCUACAGACCUGUCGUUGGGCAGCGACGAGGACGCGGAUGAUGCUAUUGAUCCCGAAGGCCAGACCCUCCAGCGCACCUUAUAUCACAUUGCGGAAGAUCGCGCAAGAUUGGAAGGCGUGAUACAUCGUGGAAUCACAUGCAAUGGCUGUGACGAGAAGCCCAUUCGCGGGACCCGGUGGCACUGCGCCAACUGCCCGGACUUCGAUCUGUGCUCCAACUGCGAAGCAACCAACUCGCAUCACAAGAACCACAUCUUCUACAAGGUCCGCGUACCUGCGCCAUAUCUGAGUCUACAGAAACAGGAACCGCUCUACCCUGGCAAGCCUCACAUGAUGAGCCCCUCAAUCGACCCGGCCCUCAAGAGACGCCUCGUAGCCGAGACCAAGAUGGAAGCAGAGGAGAUUGAGGCAUUGUGGGACCAAUUCACUUGUCUCGCAGGGUCCGAGUGGGCGGGUGAUGCAACUGGGGUAGGAUGGGCCAUCGAUCGACGCGACUUCAACCACGCCUUCAUCCCUCGCUAUAACGGCUUUGUCGCCGCACCGAACCUCGUCUACGAUCGCAUCUUCGCAUACUAUGAUACGGACAAGAAUGGACUCAUCGGGUUCGAUGAGUGGGUCAAGGGUCUGGACGGAAUGCACGACUCUGAUGUGGAUGUCAAGGCCAGGAUAGUCUUUAGUGGAUACGACAUCGAUGAAGAUGGCUAUAUAUCGCGCAAGGACAUACUACGCAUAUUCAGAGCAUACUAUGCCAUAGAGAAGGAGGCUACACGAAACUACAUCUCAGAGCUGCAGGACGAAGUGACUGUGCGGACAGCUUUGGAUACAAUUCGCUCUAGCCAGCCACUUGGCGCUGCUUUUCCGCCCCACAAUAUGGCUGCCUCAAGCACGAGCAACUCUCGCCUACGGCAGAAGCGCGAACAAGACGCGACCAUGACUCCGCCGCUGCUUGAGCACAAUAGCGAUGUGGCAGAUCGGGCUGAGAUAAUAGGGACAGCAGGUAUCCAUCACGUCGCACCCACCUAUACAUCGCAAACGCCAGAGGAACAACAGGCGGGCAUCGUCACUCAGAGAUGGGCUCGCAGGCAAUACUACAUCGACGAAGAAGAAGGUCUAACGCGGCCCGAAGGGUUUGAGGAAUCAGACCCUGAUGAGCCAGAGACUGCCGAUGGUGCGAACGGAACGACUGAAGCUGUAGACUUAAAUGGAGACUGGGCCCGUAACAGGAGCUCACGGUCGUCUUCAAGGGUCCGCUUCCAGGACGACGUGGAGAUGGACACACGCUCCAAUGCCUCAUCAUCCAGGCCUGUCGGAGAGCGUUGGGGUGGCUAUGAGAUACCCGAGCCCGAACAAGAUCUUGGCAAAGAGGUGUUAUAUCAGAUUACGCAGCAGGGUUUCAACGAAUUGCUUAAUCCGCUUUUCCUUGAGAAAGAAGACAUGGCUAUGGACGCGCAUGAGAUGCGCAGCGAGCGUCGCGCAAAGGCAGCCGCUAUCGACGAGCUGACUAUGCACCACUUCACAGAGAGUAAGGCUGCUGUCGAAGCCAUUGUUCACGUCGGUGCCUUUCGAUACUCUAAGUGCAUGAUCGACAGAUUCUGUCGGGCCCUUAACCAUGUACGCCCUAUCAAAAGCUUGUUCCGCAACCGUACCGAUGAUAAGCCAUGCACUCAAGAAGAGGCAUGCGGAGUGGUCGGAGAACUUUACGACAGUGUGGAAGCGAAAGUGCUCCAAUCCGUGAAGGUUUCCAGGCCCACGAAUGUUGACAACAUGACGAUGUGGAACACUUUGUUGAUCAGGUCACGGCUUCGAACAGAAGUUGUCAAUGCUAUCAUGGAGUGUAUAGACAACAAAGGCUGGCUGAUACCACCACUCGUGAAUGAAAGUCUGGCUGGUAUCUACAGAGAUCCUACUAUGCCUCAAUUCCGGCCGAACUCCUCCAAUCUUCCAUCUGCAGCGACUCUGCAGGCUGCCUCGAACAGCUCUUCAAAUAGUAGUGUCAUUUCCGACACUGAUACGUCCUCGAUAACCUCGGGCGAAGAUAUUCUGAAUCGUUGUUUCUUUAUCGCGGCGGGCCACGAUGGCCUGGAGCAUUAUCCUGGGCAAAGAUGUGUUGGCGAAACUGAUUCGCCGGUACCUCAUGGUAUGGACUCUUCUGAAGAAGCUCCUCAGCCUGAUCCUUCGGCGAAACAGCAAGACAAAGAAGAUGAUCCUUACACGAUCAAUUGGCGAUGGUACACCGACAAUCCAGAGUUCUACUACCUCUUCGCUCAAAACUCUGAGGACGUGGACACAUUUCUUUGUGCUCGUAUUCCUAUCAAUCAUUCCGCGAGUCCACAUAACCCUGAGGCGAAUCAACUCAAGCCGUUGCAGCGCUCGAUUCGACAGCUCGCUAUGGACCCGAGGUCUAGUCUCCAUCUCAUCAUGCUAGCGAGCCUUGAGGCUGUCGAGCAGGAGAUCAACGAACGGAAGGGAAGUGGACUGAUCAACUUCGAGGAGUUUUUGGAGCAUAUGAGGCAGGGUAGAUUGAAGUUCCUUGAGGCUUGGAUGGAAUGGGUAAGCAUGUGA
Messenger RNA from Alternaria rosae, 3657 nucleotides. RefSeq lists its product as uncharacterized. The transcript is spliced from 4 exons. The record is from RefSeq and is a predicted model, not a curated record. The coding region runs from base 1 to 3657 and encodes 1218 amino acids. Gene Ontology annotation, cellular component: intracellular anatomical structure. Gene Ontology annotation, molecular function: zinc ion binding; oxidoreductase activity, acting on NAD(P)H, oxygen as acceptor; calcium ion binding. Lineage: Eukaryota; Fungi; Ascomycota; Dothideomycetes; Pleosporales; Pleosporaceae.